AUAGGUUAGCCCCUUUGGGUGAUAAUUGUAGAGUGUGUGAUAAACAGCAAACACUCUGGAUCAAAGUCUGUGCAGUUUCAUCGUGUGAACUGUUGCAGUUAUUUUGUGCAGUAUGACAGAUAAUAGCUGCAUGCAGUGCAAGUGUUUCAUCAUCGUGCUAGUGUUUGCUUUGUAAAAAUGAAUGGAAGGAAAGGAAGGAAAACCUAUGAAAGGUGAUGGGGGAACAAGAUUUCAUUGCUUUCACUCCGUGAUUUUCAAGUCGCCACUGCGUUGGCUUUUUGGUUCAAGAAUUAAACCCUCUCCAUGAAAACGAGAGCAAUAUGGAUGACACUGAAAACUCUCCAUUUGACUGGUACUGUGGAGGCAACAACACUGAGACUCUGGUGAAUUUCAGUUUUGACCUGAGCCACACCCUGUACAAUGCCUGCUUUGUGGACUUGGUCUACACAGUGCCGCACCUUGUCUUGGUCCUCGUGGGCGUCUUGGUUCUCCUCAUCCUCGGAUGCUGCACCCGCAUCCGCCAAGAGGAGCACCCCUACCAGGUCCAGUUCCCUGGUCACAACGUCCGCUGGGUUUUCAACUUCCUCCUUCUUUCGCUGACCAUGUGUGAGCUGGGCGAGGGUGUCCUGACGGACGUGGACGUCUACCGAGACGAGCCUACCCAACCCCACCUCUACAUCCCUGCCAUCCUCUCCCUAUCAGCAGCUCUCUUGACCGUGGUCUACUACAACCAGAUGGAGCUGUGGAGCCAGCCACACAUGGUCUGGCUCCUGUUACUUUACUGGGUAAUGGCCCUGGGUUCAGAGAUCACCCGGUUCCUCAACUUGAACCAUGAUGUGGAGGUAGACUCCUCCCUCCUCAGAUAUGAUCUCUGCAUGGCCGCCAUAGUCAUGUACUCCUUGUAUUUGGUUCUGGAAAUUUGGGUCAUCAUAACAAAGAUUUUCAGUUGUUACCACAAAGAGGAGUUCCCGGAAGACCUAAAGAAGGACGACAUGCAUUAUCUGCAGGGCUACACUAACCUGCUGUCGUCAGCAUUCUACUGGUGGCUGAACUGGAUCUUCAAGAAGGGCUACAAGCAAGCUCUAGAAAUGUCAGACCUGGGCAGCCUGUCCGAGAUACACACCACCAAGUACCAGAGGGACGCCUUCACCAGAGCCCUCAGGAAAGAGCAGGCUAGAGCCAAAGCUCACAAGAAACCACUGAGCCUGUUUCGUGUCUACGUCCGAGCGUUUGGCUUUCGCAUGAUGAUCGGUGGAUUUGUCAAGAUAUGCGGCGAUAUUGCCACCUUCAUCCCACCCCUUGCACUUGCCAGUGCAAUCAACUAUGUCACUGAUGUCUACUAUGGCAGGGGACUGCAGGACUAUGCCAUUACAAAGUACAUCUCGCUUAGUGACUUCCUACGCAAUGGUUUUGUGCUGGUCACCAUCAUGUUCUGGGCAACUAUUGUCAAGGUACUGGGCCAACAGGGUCACUACCAUAUUGUCAUUACUGAGUCGGGCCACAUCAAGUCUGCACUUCAGGCGGCUAUAUAUGACAAGUCGUUGCAACUGUCCAGCUAUACCAUAAGUGGGGGCGCUAUGACCAUGGGCCAGAUCACCAACCACAUGUCGGUGGACACCACUAACAUCCUCAACUCAGCACAGUGGGUCCAUUACGUCUGGUCCAUUCCAUUUGUGAUUACCGGCUACAUGGUAAUCCUGUACUUUGAGCUGGGAGUGGCUGCCCUGAUUGGCUGCAUUGUCUUCUUCAUCACCAUACCCAUCCAAGUCAUCAUAGCAAGGAAGACGGCCAAGUACCAAAAAACUACCAUGUUCCAAUCAGACGAGCGUCUGAAACGAACCAACGAGUUGCUGCAGGGGAUCAAGCUGAUCAAGCUGUACGGCUGGGAGGACAUGUUCUACACGGCCAUCAGCAAAGUCCGAGCCCUGGAGGUCAUGACUAUGAUCAAGCAGAUGGGAUAUAAGGUGGUCCUCAUGACCAUCACAAAUGCUUGUCCGUUACUGGUGACACUUGUGUCCUACAGUCUGUACACUAAGCUGACGGGCAAGCCUCUUACCCCGGACAUUGCCUUUGCUGCCCUCUCGGUCUUCAACCAGAUGGUCACGCCCCUCUUUGUCAUGCCCAAUGUCUUUGUCUACCACAUCAAUGCUGUCAUCAGCACGGGCCGGCUGAGGGCCUUCUUUGAGGCACCGGAGAUCGAGAGGCAGGAAGGAGAGGCAGAGUUUUGGGCUAUGGGGAGGGAGGAGAAUGGAACACCUCAAAGAAGACGGAGCAAUCCACAGACUAAGCAGCAUCUGUUAGCCAACGAUGACCAAGCUGACCAGUCCAAUGAGUAUGGCACAUUUGGGGCCAAAUCUCCCUUGUCCAUUGUUCCGGAUGUACCAGACGGCGUGGCAGUCAGGGUCAAGGGAAGUUUCACGUGGGACACUUAUGCUAAGAUGCCUACUCUUGACAACAUCAAUCUGGAUAUACCUGCAGGAAAGCUGACCAUGGUGGUGGGUCAGGUAGGUUCAGGCAAGUCCUCCUUGCUGUCAGCCAUCCUGGGGGAGAUGACCACAGUCUCGGGCCAAGUCCAGUGGAACAGGAAACACAAUACCGUGUCUUAUGGAGCUCAAAAGGCCUGGCUGCUGAAUGCUUCUCUGAAAGAAAAUAUUCUCUUUGGCGACAAAUUCGAUAGCGAAAGAUACAGAAAGGUGAUAUCAGCCUGCUCCCUGCAGCCAGACAUCGACAUCCUGCCUGCUGGAGAUCAGACGGAGAUUGGAGAAAAGGGAAUCAAUCUGAGUGGAGGGCAGAAGCAACGAGUCAGCGUAGCCAGGGCCAUGUACAGCUACAAUGACGUAGUGAUUUUAGACGAUCCUCUCUCUGCCCUGGACAUGCACGUUGGCGGUCACCUCUUCAAGAAAGGCAUGGAGGGGUUCUUGAUGAGAAAAAGCAGGCGCACGGUUAUCCUGGUCACUCACCAGAUCCAGUAUGUGGAGAAAGCUGACAAGAUUGUCUACAUGAAGGACGGCCACAUCCUGCAUCAGGGUGCUGUGGAAGACAUCCAGGAAGAGAACCCAGAACUGGUGGCCAACUGGCGGGCCACUGCCAAGAUGAUGGCUGAGACGGAGUCGGAGCUGUCGGGCACCGACACAGGAAUGGAUGCGACUGAAGAACGUGCCAGACUCAAACGGCAGGUCUCCAAGCAGCUGGAGGAAGCCAAACGGAUGGAGGAAGAGGCAGUCCAAGCCUCAACGUCAGGUCGCCUAGUCCAGAAAGAGGAGAGAGCCGAGGGCUCUGUGUCCUGGAGAGUCUACUUCUCCUAUGCCCAGGCUCUGGGCUACUGGAUCUGUGCACUCAUCCUCCUCUUGUCCCUCCUUCAGAGCGGCCUCGGCAUCGGGACAAAUUUCUGGCUCUCAGAGUGGUCCGAAGCGGGGGCCAACAUGACCAAUGCCACACAGGCAGAGCUGUCUGAUUCUCUGCUGUACUACCUCGGUGGCUAUGCAGGCCUGUCUGUGAGCAGCAUCGUAGCUGGUGCAGCAGCCACUGCUAUGGUGUACAUAGCAUCUCUCUACGCUGCCAGGAGACUGCACAACAGCAUGCUGAGAACGGUCAUGCAUGCUCCCCUAAGAUUCUUUGAUGUCACUCCCAUUGGACGAAUUCUCAACCGCUUUUCGUCAGACACCAAUGUUGUUGAUCAGAAACUGGGCUUGACUCUGUCUUCUUUCAUACGGAAUGGCCUGAGCUGCGUGUCGGCCGUGGUGGUCAACAUCGUAGUGGUUUGGUUCUUUGCUAUUGCAUUGAUCCCCAUCGUCAUCUUCUACCUGCUGAUAAUGAAGGUCUUCAUUAUGACAUCAAGGGAGCUACAACGUCUGGACAGCAUCAGUAAGUCACCAGUUUAUGCACACUUCUCUGAAUCACUGGGAGGAUUAUCCACCAUCAGAGCCUACAAGCAACAGCGUCGCUUCCAAGAUUUGAUCAUCAAGAAGAUUGAGUGCAGCAACAUUACCUUCUUGUACCUGAAUACUAGCAAUAGGUGGCUGGCUAGCAAACUGGACCUGAUCGGAGCCAUCAUUGUUCUGAUUGCGGGCCUGACUACCAUGAUCACUGCACUCACCACAAAUUCCCUCAGCCCCAGCCUGGUUGGUCUUGCCAUAACCUAUGCCUUAAAUAUAGCAACACAGUUGAACUGGGUGAUCCGUAUGUCUGCUGAUUUGGAGAUGCAGAUGAACGCGGUGGAACGAGUGGAGUACUACAAGGCCAUUGAGACUGAGGAAUACAGAGGCAUCCAGAACCCUGGCCCUGACUGGCCCAAUCGGGGCAACAUUGUCUACAACAACAUUUCGGCCCGCUACGCCUCGCACCUGGAUGCUGUUUUGCAUGGCAUCUCCAUCCAUUUCAAUGCCGGUGAAAAGAUUGGAAUCUGUGGUCGGACUGGAAGCGGCAAAUCCUCUCUGGCUCUAACUCUUUUCCGAAUCAUCCAGACUUUUGAAGGAAGUAUCACAAUAGAUGGAGUGAAUAUUGCCCACCUGCCGUUGGUUGAUGUCCGCCGCCGUCUAGCCAUCAUUCCUCAGGACCCUGUGCUCUUCACUGGCACCAUCAGAUUUAACCUUGAUGCACAGCAUGCACAUGACGACAGUGCAUUGUGGGAAGCCCUGGAGACAGCUCAGCUGAAAGACGUGGUAUCAGACCUGGAAAAGGGAUUGGAUGCCAUGGUGACAGAGGGAGGUGAGAAUUUCAGCGUGGGUCAGCGUCAGCUGUUCUGCUUAGCUCGUGCCUUCUUGAGGAAGACUCGUAUUCUUGUCAUGGAUGAGGCCACCGCCUCUAUCGACUUGGAAACGGAUGCAAUUCUCCAAGACGUAGUCCGCACUGCCUUCAGAGAUCGCACAGUCAUCACGAUAGCUCACCGUGUUCAAACCAUCCUGGACUCAGACCACAUCCUGGUUCUGAACGAGGGUCGGAUCGCCGAGUAUGACACGCCCGAGAAUCUGCUGGCUCAAGAGGACAGCAUCUUUGCCUCUCUCGUCAGGGCUGGAAGUUAAGGAAUUGAAGACUGUUCAACAGUGCCAAACCUCUGCCUUGCUGGUCAAAAUUGGAAUUUCACAUCAUUAAAACAGACUCAAAAGAUGUACACUUUUUCCACAAACAAUGAUAGUGUUAUUAACGCUUUUUUCAAACUUUGAAAAUUAGCAGGGUGUUUCCAUCCCAGUAGAAUUUUUUUCAAUGGUAGAAGGACAGAACUAAUGAAACAGGAAGCGAGAAAAUUGUGUGUUCUUAACUUAAAGUUUAUAGAAACCAGUAUUGCACCAACUAGUGCAACCGACAUGAGCAUCUUUAUUUGAGGCCAGAAAAAGGUGCCUUACUCAAAUCAGAGAAGGGUUACAUAUGUGAAGUGGAACAAUUAAUGUAUACAUGAUGCUG
This is a messenger RNA of Acanthaster planci (crown-of-thorns starfish), 5400 nucleotides long. Its product is annotated as ATP-binding cassette sub-family C member 8-like. The record is from RefSeq and is a predicted model, not a curated record. Lineage: Eukaryota; Metazoa; Echinodermata; Asteroidea; Valvatida; Acanthasteridae. Gene Ontology annotation, molecular function: ABC-type transporter activity; sulfonylurea receptor activity; ATP hydrolysis activity. Gene Ontology annotation, cellular component: membrane. Gene Ontology annotation, biological process: transmembrane transport; potassium ion transport.